UCAAACAAUCAGCCCAUGAACAAGCCGCUAGAAAAGCCCACUACUGAUCGGCAGUCGUCACUCUCGUCGCCGCUCCCGUAAUUCACACAAACCAUUCCCGGUGGUUUUGCAGAAUCUCGAAAAUUAUUCGUAACCUUUUUUUUAUAUUUAUUCUAUUUAAGUUUCCCAACAAAUCCGUGUCCGCGGAAGAUCCUAUGUUCUAGGUCUUGAAGAUUUUUUGAUGCAAAUUCAUCGCAAGGGUUUGUUGAAUUAGAUCAAUAACCCAUGCGAAGAAGUUAUAUAUGUUCAGAGGUGUUUCAUCAUACAUGUUUUGGAUCUUGAAGAUCGGAGGAACAUAAUUAUAAUUGAUGUAUCCAGGAAUCGUUGGUUCAUGAGUGAUAACAACAGAGGAAAUAAGGUAUGACUCAACCAUCGGUAAUUUUAGCAACUGCUAGCUAUGAUCACACCAUUAGGUUCUGGGAAGCCAAAAGCGGGCGCUGCUAUCGAACAAUUCAGUACCCAGAAUCUCAAGUUAAUCGGCUGGAGAUAACUCCAGAUAAGAGGUACCUAGCUGCUGCAGGGAACCCACACAUUCGACUUUUUGAUGUCAACUCCACCAGCCCUCAGCCUGUGAUGAGCUAUGAUUCACACACAAACAAUGUAAUGGCUGUGGGAUUUCAGUGUGAUGGAAAAUGGAUGUAUUCGGGUUCUGAAGAUGGAACUGUAAAGAUCUGGGAUUUGAGGGCACCAGGGUGUCAACGAGAAUAUGAAAGUCGAGCUGCUGUUAACACGGUGGUUUUGCAUCCAAAUCAGACUGAGCUGAUAUCUGGUGAUCAAAAUGGCAACAUUCGUGUAUGGGAUUUGACUGCAAACUCUUGUAGCUGUGAGCUGGUGCCAGAGGUUGAUACAGCAGUGAGAUCAUUGACAGUGAUGUGGGAUGGAAGCUUGGUAGUUGCUGCAAACAACAAAGGAACUUGUUAUGUCUGGAGGCUCUUACGUGGGACACAGACAAUGACCAAUUUUGAGCCACUUCACAAGCUACAGGCUCAUGAUGGUUAUAUCCUCAAAUGUCUCCUAUCACCCGAGUUUUGUGAACCUCAGAGGUAUCUGGCAACUGCAUCUUCUGAUAGUACAGUCAAGAUAUGGAAUGUAGAUGGUUUUACUUUGGAGAAAACACUAGUUGGGCACCAACGAUGGGUAUGGGAUUGCGUGUUUUCUGUAGAUGGUGCUUAUCUCAUUACAGCUUCGUCUGAUACAACAGCAAGGCUUUGGUCAAUGUCAACUGGUGAAGAUAUUAGAGUUUAUCAGGGACAUCAUAAAGCCACUGUCUGCUGUGCUCUUCAUGAUGGUGCUGAAACCACUGCUACCUGAUACACUCCAUAAUCACCAAAAAAUACUUCCAAUUUCAUUGCUUGUUUGAAUUUAAGUACUUGUAUGCAAUGCAUUCUGUUUUACUCACAGAUGGAUCUCCACCAUUAUCAUGUCUAUAUUGGGGUUCUCCGUUUUCUUUA
This is a messenger RNA of Lactuca sativa (garden lettuce), 1490 nucleotides long. Its product is annotated as target of rapamycin complex subunit LST8-1. Gene Ontology annotation, molecular function: protein binding. The record is from RefSeq and is a predicted model, not a curated record. Gene Ontology annotation, biological process: regulation of actin cytoskeleton organization; TOR signaling. Gene Ontology annotation, cellular component: TORC2 complex; TORC1 complex. NCBI's taxonomy places the organism in Eukaryota, Viridiplantae, Streptophyta, Magnoliopsida, Asterales, Asteraceae.